CACGACCAACGAGCGUAUCAUUAUCACACAAUGGGUUCCAUCGUAUCUGCCAUCGGUCGCGGCAUCAACGCCAUCAUCUCCGCUAUUGCGGCUGUCAUUGAGACUAUCGUCUCCGCCAUCGUCUCGGUCCUCCUUGCUAUCUGGGACGUGAUCAUGGCUAUCCUGUGCUGCAGGUGCUUCGGCGGCAGAAGGCGAGGCCGCGGCACCACAACCGCAUCGACAGGGAGGCGCAGAGGAGGCGGCUUUGGCCGCAGGAGGGGAGCGGGCGCGACCUACUAAGCUCGCUCUCACGGGGAGGGGAAGACGCUCUCUAGACUCAGCGCGUGCUCUCGCGCGUGGCUGAACAUACCCUGUGCUUGUACAUUGUAACAUCCUCUUAAUACGCACACACGCGUUUGUAGCGCUAUUUCAUGCC
Molecule: messenger RNA, 415 nt
Organism: Trametes versicolor FP-101664 SS1
Lineage: Eukaryota; Fungi; Basidiomycota; Agaricomycetes; Polyporales; Polyporaceae
Exons: 3
Coding region: 31-279 (82 amino acids)
Source: RefSeq, a predicted model, not a curated record